Molecule: messenger RNA, 1652 nt
Organism: Monomorium pharaonis (pharaoh ant)
Lineage: Eukaryota; Metazoa; Arthropoda; Insecta; Hymenoptera; Formicidae
Product: coiled-coil domain-containing protein 97
Exons: 4
Coding region: 450-1607 (385 amino acids)
Source: RefSeq, a predicted model, not a curated record
CAUUUUAUAAUUUAUCAAUGAUAUGAAUCAUAUCGGCGCUCAUUCGGAGGUUAUGUUUCCCUUGGUAGAGAGUAGACGGUAGAGUGAGUGGAGUAACACACAUCGACGCAGACUCCAGAGUGACGACUGUUCGAUGAAUUUUUACGGAAUUCUCUCUUAAAAUCAAACACGUGAGAAUUAUGCUUGUUAUCUUGUUUAUCUUAUUAAUCGGCGGUAACAAUAAUAACACACGACACUCGACAGACACGUAAUUCCGCAAGAGGCAGAUCAAGGCAGAUGCAAUUGGAUGCAAUAUGAGGAGAGACGUAUCCCUGGUCUGCGUUCUAGGUUAAGGAAAGAUUUGAAAGAACUAAAAACAAUUUUUUUAAGGGUAAUGAAUCAAAGUCUAUACGGAUGAUACAUCCUUAAUCUUGUACCAAUUGCAAUAAAUAAUACAAAGCGAUUAACAUAUGCAAAUUGCAAUUUUAUUAUCCACUGUUGACCUUCCAAUGAAUAAAGUUGAAGAAUCAAGUAUUUGUCAGGAAAAUAUGACUUUGAAAGCAAUGAUAAAUGAAAAUAAGAACAACAAUAGUAGCAGCACGAAUUUUCUUACGUCGGAUGUGGAAAAGGAUGGUCUUGAGAAUGAGCUUUUGGACCAUGUGGCUAAUAGUAAAGCAAUCUUCAAGAGCCAGCAGAAGGGAGAACCUGAGUUGCUGUUUGAAGAGAAGCGUGCUAUAGCUAGAACACUGUUGGAAAAAAGUCACUGCUCGUUUUUGUCUAAAUUUGGACAUUACUUGAAGGUGGAACACUUGGAAUAUUUUAGUGAGAGUCAGGAUUAUGAGACAGUCCAUCAUGUGAACAGGUUGCGGAGAUAUUUUAACAAUUCUACACGGCAUAUUGAUAUUAGAAAUAGAAGAUACGAAGCUUUGAAGACAUUGAUAGAGAAAGGAGAUUACUUCAGCGAAUGUGAAAUGAUGAAGAGAAAUCCAUUGUUGUAUGAACAUUUAGUAGGACAGUAUUUGACAGAGGAGGAGAAAAAGGCUAGAGAUAGCUUUGACACACAAAAUUCAAAUUAUGUGGAUGUACUUAUGGAAACCAUCGAAAGAAACAAAUUACAGGAUCAUUUAAAAUCUCAACAGCAGGAAGAAGAUGAAGUACAAGAGGAAAAUGAUUCAGAUGAUGAAGAUGAUAAUAGCAAAAGCAGCAUUGUAUCUAAAAAUUUAGACAAACAAAAUUGUCAACAAUGGGGUGAGGAUUUAAAGGAUGAGGACAAGAAUAAAGUAAAAAAUAAGGAUAGAGACAAAAAAUUACAGAGCAGUAAAAUAUCGAACCAAGAAAUAAAGUUACUUAAGCAAGAAUUUGUUACAAACAUGUAUCAGAAUUUUUUGGAUGGUAAAGAUAGAGAUUUUGAUUAUAGUACAGUAGAUGACAACGAAGCUUAUGAUAAUGUAGAAUUGAGAAAUCAAGAUGAAGAAGAAAAAUACUUUGAUUCUGAAGCUCCCGAAACUGUUCUUCCAUGUAAUGAAUGCAAUGACCAAAACGAAUCUGAAGAUGAGUUGGAUAUAUAUAUGAGAUCACUGAAGGAACAGACUUCUACGAAUCCACACUCUUUGGAUAAUCAGACAUAGCCCUGCAUACAUUGGGUUACAAUAAAUAUAUUUGUAUGUAGCAAA